AUGGCCCCAGCAGCUCUCCUUGCCUCCCCAACCACCACCAGCACCACCACCCAGCCCUCCGCCCCGCGCAUCCUCGUGCCCGAGAAGCUCUCGCCGGAAGGCCUCGCCCUGCUCCGCUGCACAGGCUACCAGGUCGACACGCCGCCUGCCCCCUUCAGCCCCUCGGACCUCCUCUCCCGGAUCCCCGCCUAUCACGGGCUGAUCGUGCGGUCCGAGACCAAGGUCAGCGCCGACGUGCUCGCGGCGGGCGCCAAGCUGCGCGUGGUCGCGCGCGCCGGGGUGGGCGUCGACAACAUCGACGUCGACGCGGCCACGCGGCAGGGCGUGAUCGUGGUCAACUCGCCCAGCGGCAACAUCCUGGCGGCGGCCGAGCACACCGUCGCGCUGCUGCUGGCCGUGGCGAGGAAUGUCGGGCGGGCGGACGCCGGGAUGAAGGCCGGCAAGUGGGAGAGGGCGAAGCUCGUUGGCGUAGAGGUCGGCAGGAAGACGCUCGGGAUUGUGGGGUUUGGCAAGGUGGGCAUGCAAGUGGCGCGGAUGGCGAAGGGGUUGGGGAUGGAGGUGCGGGUGUAUGAUCCGUAUGCGUCGGCCGAGGUGGCGACGCAGAACGGGGUGGACUUGCGGGCGAGUCUGGACGAGCUGGUGGCCGAGGUGGAUUUCCUGACGGUGCACACGCCGCUGUUGGCGAGCACGGCCAAUUUGGUGGGCGAGAAGGAGCUGCGCAGGAUGAAGCGCUCGGCGCGGGUGUUGAAUGUGGCGAGGGGCGGCGUGUACAACGAGGAGGCGCUGCUGAAGGCGCUGGACGAGGGCUGGAUUGCCGGGGCCGCACUGGAUGUGUUCACGUCGGAGCCGCCCGCCGAGCGGUCCGUGGCUGCGAGACUGGCCGCCCACCCGAAGGUCCUCAGCACGCCGCAUCUCGGGGCGAGCACGGUCGAGGCCCAGGAGAAUGUCUCGAUGGACGUGUGCACUCAGGUGGUGGAGAUCCUCAGGGGCGGCCUGCCCACGGCGGCUGUCAAUGCGCCGCUGAUUCUGCCUGAGGAGUACCGUCGGUUGCAGCCGUUUGUGAGACUCAUCGAGCGCAUGGGCAGUCUCUACACCCAGCACUUUGGCGGGCGACACAGUAAGCGAGUCGGUGCACGGCGCUUUGAGCUCGUGUACCAUGGCGAACUGGCCGGCGUGAGCAACACCCGCCCGCUGUUUGCGGCGCUGGUCAAGGGCCUGGUGAGCUCCAUCAGCAGCCUCGGCGGACGCGACGUCAACAUCGUCAACGCCGCGCUCAUCGCCAAGGAGCGCGGCCUCGCCAUCGACGAGAAGCAUGUCCGCGCCGGCGGUGCGGUGCCGACGUACGCAAGCGCCGUCACCCUGCGCAGCCUGAGCACCGAGUCCGACGAGCAGGUCAUCGAGGGAUAUGUCAGUGGCAGUGCCGUGUUUAUUUCGAAGCUGGACCGCUUCACGGCGAACUUCCAGCCCGAGGGCACCCUGUUGGUGCUGCACAACUACGACGAGCCCGGCAAGAUCGGCAAUGUCGGCAUGGUGCUGGGCAAGCACGGCGUCAACAUCAAUUUCAUGCAAGUCGCUGCCUUGGAGACCGACGCCGGCCCAGCUUUGGCCCACGUCCUGGACGGCCCUGUCGGGACAGAGGCCGGCAGUGUUGCGAAGGAAGCACUCAUGAUCCUAGGUGUCGCUGGGGAUGUUACCGACGCUGUACUUAAAGAGUUGGGCAGGUCCGAGGGCAUUCUCGAUGUCAGCCUGACGCGCGCAACAUUGGAUGAGGGACCGGCAGCCGUGCCUCGUCGACCGCCCUCCGCCCGCAUGGACCUGUCGCGUAUGUCGGACGUGGAAGGAGACUCGGAACCAGCAGUGGCCGGUUGCAACCACAACAAGCGGCCUUGGUCACCGAGUCGAGGCAUCCGAUCGCCAGCUACCAGAACACGCUCGCACUCGGACGGAGGAGGCACACCGAGACUAUCGCCCUCUCCGCACAUUGCCAAGGCGGCGCGCUCCCAGUCAAAGGACGACAUUGUCAUCCGAGAUAAGGACCACGAGCACACAUUUCUGCUCCCAUCAACCCCAAUCCGCGUGGAGUUUCCUGGCCGAGGCCUCUCCUUGCAGCUGGCUCGUGACGACUCCGCAUCGCCUGCUCAGCCCAGCCACGUACGGCCUGCACCUCCGUCCCCGAAACUCGAGCAUAUCUAUGCGUCACCAACGAACAUCCUGCCGCGCCGCUCGCGGGGCUUGGAUUUCUCGCGCGCCGCGACUAGCUUGCACCACUCCACCCUCGCCGACCAGGCGUCGCCCGACGCUUCUCCCACCAUUGGCUCCCGGGCAAUGAACAUCCCCGGCCGCCGCGCUGCCGAAUACGGACCGGCCGAGCAGACGUCCACGUCGCUCUGGUCUAUGAUGGGCAACCAGGAGCGUAUGCAGAUAUCGAGCUCAGUGGGGAGCACCAGCCAUGCGAUUUCGGAUCUCUCAUCCAGCUCAGACGACGAUGACUACAUGGACGAGGAUAUGGACGACGCAUAUGUCACCACCCCACAGGUGCCGAAGACGGCUAUGUCAGGAGGUACUGCCGCGAUGGGCGCACCAUGGCCAUCUGGGUCUCCCGCCGUCAACAGCCUCCUCAGCUUCCAGCAGCGGCAACGCCAACGUAAACCGCAUAGAAGGAACGCGCGGAGACAACUGGGACUCGGUUUCCACUCCCCUGCUGCGCCGGGAAUCAUGUCGAGAUCGCCGCCCAGCAACCUCACCGGGCCAAACGAUAUGUCGCCCCACGCAAGACGCGAGAGUAUCAGCUGGGCUGCGAACCAGCUUCACAUAUCAGGCAACGAGAGCGACGACAGCCACAGCAGGCAGCAAGAAGGCCUUGAUAGUCCGCUUCGACCCAGCGUCGUUCGGCGCGCUGUCACACGGCGGGGGAAUUUACUGCCCAAAACAAAGGGAUUUGCUCGUAUCCGCGCCGCACUGGCUGAAGAGAAUGCGCCCAUCGAAGCUGAGUUCCGCCGCGAAGCCGAGGUGGUCCGCCAGGUGCGGGAAAGCGACAUGGACCUUGAACCACGACAUCCACCUCCCCAAUCGGUAGCGUCGACGGCACUGUCGAGCCCUAACCUAGGGACGCAUGACAGUCUGGAAGACAUUACCGACGAUAUGAUGAUGGACGACCCUAGUGUCAGCGCGUUGGGGCUAACGGGGACCUUCAAGCAGCAAGCCAUGAAAAACUCGAAGGGCAAGGUAUUCUGGGAUACCUUCUCGGAGACGAGCAGCACAGGGGCCGCAUCGCGCGUCACGCCUCCACCGCCACCCUUCGGCCCCGCCCGCGCCUCCUCGUCCGGCAUGUCCCUGGAAGACGUGAGCAUGGGCUCUCCCUCGGCCAGUUCUAACGGCGGCGGGGCGGCCGCCGGCCAGAGCAACAACCCCUUCUUUCUCCCCGGCGGCGGUACGCAGACUACAACGAGCAGCUCCGGGAACGGCACUCCCGGGGCCGUUCUUCCCAGCCAAAUCGGCAGCCUCAUCAACAACCAAGGCUCCAGCGCCGGCGGCCCGCCGAGCGCGGCCGAGAUUACGCGGCGCAUCAACAGCAAGCGCCGGCGCGACGACGACCUCGAUCCUGUCAGCAUCAAGCGCCGCGCCGUCAGCCCGGGCAUGAGCGUGCACAACUCGCCCGUCAUGCAAUCGCCCCUGCAACGGGACACAGCGCCGUGGGGCGGCACAGGCAGCGGCGGGGGGUCGUCCAUGUCGCGGCCGGGGAGCGUCGGUGGGGACAGUAGUAAUGGUGGUGUUGGACCAGGCAGGACAGGCGCGGGGAGUGGGAGCGGUGCCGGGAGCGAGAAUGGUAGUUCGCACGGUGGUGGCGCGAGGGUGGCGGGUGGGAAAGGGAGAGUCGGGUUACAGGGGAUGGUCGAGACUAAUGACGGUAUUACGCGGUUGAGUAUCGACUGA
Messenger RNA from Chaetomium strumarium, 3933 nucleotides. RefSeq names its product D-isomer specific 2-hydroxyacid dehydrogenase. The coding region runs from base 1 to 3933 and encodes 1310 amino acids. NCBI's taxonomy places the organism in Eukaryota, Fungi, Ascomycota, Sordariomycetes, Sordariales, Chaetomiaceae. Gene Ontology annotation, biological process: L-serine biosynthetic process. The transcript has 4 exons. The record is from RefSeq and is a predicted model, not a curated record. Gene Ontology annotation, molecular function: NAD binding; phosphoglycerate dehydrogenase activity.